GGAACAAAAAAAACUCCCAAGGUUGGAACUUGGAAGUGGGUCUAAAACGAGCACGGAUCCUCUCCAGUAACUGGAUGCUUCCAUUGGAGAGAGACAGAGAGGAGGGAAAUUAUCCAUACCGUUUCCUCACUACAACUAGCAUCCACUCCGUUAGCCUAAAGAAAGCCUCGUUUACGCCUUGACGGAGGGGAGAAAAAAUUUGGCUUGAACCCCAGGAUGAAAGAAACGAAGAACACAAGGAGGCUACUUCAAUUACUCAGCCAGAGCAACGAAUUGGAGGACUGAGCUGAAUACUAGAGUUAUUAUCGAUUGUCAAAAUUAUAUUGAUGGUGAAGCAGGGGACCUUGAUUCUACAGAGUGGUCAGAAAUUUUCCUUCCAAAUUUAGGCACCACAGAGUGGCCAGAAAAUUUUCACCAUUGUUGAGACCAGCAAGUGAGAUAACUGGAUUUGGGUUAUUUGUUGAUAUUCUUUAUGGAAGACAAACUCUUAAUCCUAGUAUGUAAAGUGAAACUGUGAUAUCAGUGGGUUCUUCUGUACAACAGGAAACGAUUUUUUAUGAUCAUAAUAUGGUCUCAAGGCUUCCGAUCCUUAAUGAAGAAGCUACAAAGAAGAAAAAUGCCAAAUGGUCAAAGUGGCUGACGGAAUCUGUUAGUUUGUAGUGAGGAAACGUUAAAGAAGGGUAGUUUUAGACCCACUUUCAAGUUUCAAGUUUAGGAGUUUUUGUUCCAAAAAAACAAAAAUAGAAUAGGGGUAUAUAUGUUCUCACAAAAAUAGUAUAGGGGUAUAUUUGUGCCUUUUCCCUUUCUCCAAACAUCAAAGAAAUGCACUCAGCAACGGCCUUCUCCUUGCUCUCCUUCAUUCGGAAGCAUGAGUGCAACCGCCCAGCUAUCCAACAACUGCAUUCUCAUUUAAUUUUUGCGUCCGCUUGCGUUGUUUCUGCCUCCACUCCGAUCAUCUUCACUCUCUGGAACUCUAUUCUCCGGCACUAUUCCCUCGGACCCUUCCCACAAGAAGCUUUCUUCCUAUUCAAGCACUUACAACACAAACUGCCACAUGGGUUCUUUUUUGACAGCUUCUCUUAUUCUUUUCUCGUUAAAGCUGCCUCUAAUCUAUCCCGACCAUGUAUCGGGAAACAAGUGCACUGCCUCACCUUUAAAUCCGGAUUUCAGGCUCAUGUUUAUGUGCAAACCGCCUUGGUGGAUAUGUAUGCUCACUGUCGAUGUCUGGUGGAAUCACAUAAUGUGUUUGAAGAAAUGCCUGUGAGGAACAGUGUGACCUGGAAUGCCUUUAUGACUGGGCUGAGCAAGUGGGGUGAGCUUAGGUUAGCCCGGGCUGUUUUUAAUAGGAUGCCGGAGAAGAAUCUGGUUACUUGGACGGGUAUGAUUGAUGGGUACACACGAACAGGUAAGUUUAUUGAAGCGUUGUUGUUGUUCCGCGAAAUGGUUGUGUCUGAGGGGAUUAAACCAAGCGAAGUGACUCUUUUAACAAUUUUCCCUGCUAUUUGGAAUGUUGGGUAUCUUGAAUCUUGCCAAAUGCUUCAUGCUUAUGGGGAAAAAAGUGGGAUCAACUCUUUUGAUAUCCGCGUUAUGAAUUCACUUGUAGAUGCAUAUUCCAAGUGUGGGAGCAUACAGUGUGCCUCAAAAGUUUUUGAUGACAUAGCAGAUGAUAGUAGGAAUCUAGUGUCAUGGACAUCAAUUAUAUCAGGAUAUGCGAUGUCUGGCAUGGCCAAAGAAGCUUCAGAUUGUUUUAUAAUGAUGCAGAGUGCACAUAUACAACCAAAUCAGGUUACACUUUUGAGUGUUCUACAUGCCUGUAGUCAUGGUGGUUUGGUGGAUGUAGGAGUUGAAUUUUUCAGAAAGAUGGUAAAUGACUUUGGUCUUCAACCCAAUAUUAAACAUUAUGGAAGCUUGAUAGACAUGCUGGGGAGAGCAGGGAGAUUAGAAGAAGCUGAAAGGGUAGCUUUAGAGGUACCCAAUGGGAUCUCUAAUGCUGUGAUGUGGAGAACACUUUUGGGCGCUUGUAGUUUUUAUGGAAAUGCUGAAUUAGGGCAGAGAGUUAUGCUAAAGGUUUUGGAGUUGGAAAAAACAUAUGGUGGUGAUUAUGUACUGCUCUCUAAUAUUUUUUCCAACAGUGGUAGGUAUAUAGAUUCUGAGGGGGUGAGGAGAUUAAUGAAUGAAGAAAAUGCCCAGAAGGUUCCUGGCCUUAGUUUUGGCUAACAAGAAACAAAUGGUCUUGAGGGGGGAGGGGGUUCGCUGGGCCAACAUCAUGUGAGGAAUGGGUGAAGAACCAGCCCAGGCAUGGGACUUCAUACUGCAGAAAUUGAUGCUACAGCCAAAGCUUAGACAGUUGUGCUAUUUGGGCUUGUAAGAACAAUGAAAUAUGAACUAAUUCUUGUGCGUCCAUUAGUCUUUUUUGGCUCAUUUCUCUGUCUCUUCAUUCCUUUUUUGAACCCGGUAUGAUAACCUCCAUGCUGGUAUCCCUUCAUCUCCCUUUGUUUGUCCAUUGCUUUUGUACUGGCUGUGUUGAUUUUACUAUAGUCUUUCAUAAAGUAGGUUCACAUUCCUCAAUUAUUUAAGCCUGUGAUCCUUCAUGUAGUGUGGCUGUGUGGGUGUACGGUGUACCAUGUACGGGUUGAGAACAUCCGCUAUUGGGGGUUUGGGGGCUCUUUUGGCUUUGUAGAUGGGUUUGUAUGGUGUUCGCUAUUUACUUACUUUUUACUGCAUUGUCCUUUUACCCCAUCGUAGGUGGGAGCCUUUGCGGCACUGGGGUAAAUGAUGAUGAUGGUGGUGGUGGUCCUUUUGAAGUUGUAAUAUGCUUUCUUAUUGCUCAGAUAGUUUUGUGCCACCUUGGGAUGUGUUCUCUACUUCACAAAAAAUACAAAAGAUAUCAAAACUUUCAUAAAAUUUUAAGAACCUCCAUUUUUUUAACUUCUUCGAAAACUAACCUGAAAUUUAUUUGCCAGGAUGUUUGUGGAAAUAAUAUCCCGUGUGUCAUUGUCAGGGCCUAACCACCAAUGCUCAAAAAGCAAACUUAGGACAUCCAUGCCAGCUCCGCCCAUCAUGUCAGGAGGUAAAUGAUCGAUCUAAAACAAGAGCAGUGUGAUGUCCUUUCACAGUGUAGAACACUAGAACCUGGGUGGGAAGCAUUGCACGCACUUAUGGAUGCCUUGGAAACAUCUCUACUUUUAACGUUAGAGGUAAAGUCUACAGGCAUCUCAUCUCCCCACACCCCACUUAACUGGUGUAUCACUGGUUGGUUUAUUAUGUGGAACUGUGGAAAAGAUUUCAAUUAGUACCACUCCAUGGAUGAUUACUCUUUUUAUAACUAAAAAAUAAAUGUGCAUAUUUUUUAGUGCAUGUAUCAAAAUGAACUAUAGAAUGUUCAUAAUCAUUUGAUCUUGAAUAGUUGAAUCAAACGGUUGAAGAUUUAUUCUCUAUGGAUGAGUAUCUCCCUUUGUGUACCCAGUUACAAGCUCCCUCCUGAAUGCGCUCUUCUCCCAAUAGCUUCAAGGUUGUGAGUUUAACGUUUCUAAAGGUUUGUGAAAAGAGUGGGCUUAUAAGAUCGAGUUCAAGGCUGAGGUCAUUCAUAUGAAGGGAGGAAGAUCUUAGUUUUUUUUUUAUGUAUGACAGAAGAUAGUUUCAAAAUAAAAGCUGUAGCAAGAAACACCCAAAUUAGGAGACCCAACUAAAAAAGGAAACAUAUUGUAGCAAGACUAAUAGCCUUAGGAUUUAAAAGAUGUUCUAAACCAGAAUAGGGAAAUAACCAUAAUUAUAGAAAUGACAUUCUUGCUGUCCAAUCUAACCAAUUUGGGUUCCUCCCUUGUCCCACCUGGGGCUCAGCACUGCAUGGCGCUGAUAAGACUGUCCACAAAAUGAAUCACAUAAGUUUGUUUGAAAAAUAUAAAAAAUCUUGUAGUUUUUUAUUUCAUUUCUUCAUUACCACCCUUUGUUCCUUUUUGAGGAGUUUAUUUCCAACUUGAUAAAUGCCAAAAAAGAAAUGAAUUGCUUAAAUGUAUGAUGACUUGAUGAGAUGAAAAUGACUCUUCUCUUGUUUCUUU
Molecule: messenger RNA, 4058 nt
Organism: Cuscuta epithymum
Lineage: Eukaryota; Viridiplantae; Streptophyta; Magnoliopsida; Solanales; Convolvulaceae
Source: the annotation of a GenBank genome assembly